AUGGCAACUGAGUAUACUCCUCCUGCACCUGGGUCCAAGAUCAUCAUUGUCGGCGGCGGUUGCUUUGGUUUAUCCACCGCUUAUGCUUUGGCAUUGAAGCAUCAAUACGACAUUUGGGUCUUUGACAGACAGGCAAUUCCUGCUAACGAUGCAGCAUCUUGUGACAUCAACAAGAUUGUCCGCAUGGAUUAUGCCAAUGACACUCUGUACAUGCACUUGAUGGUCGAGGCAUUUGGUAUGUGGCGCCAAUGGAACAAGGAAAGAGCCGAAAAGAAUCUGGAGCCUGUUUUCCAUCAAAGCGGCGUCUUGCUGUUCUCAGGCAAGGACAAGUUUUCAGACUUUGAGAGAGAUUGUAUGAAGAACAUUCGUGAGGCAGGCUAUGGCCAUUUCAUUGAAGAGUUCAUUAGUCCAGAACAAAUCAUUGAGAAAUUCCCACAAUUCCAAAAGGCAGUUGAGAAUGGGUUCAAUACAGCUUAUUUGAACAAGGAAGGAGGUUGGUGCAACUCGUCUGAAGCUGUGAAACACAUUUACAACAAAUGCCUUGACCUGGAUGUCCAUUUUGUUACUGGAAUGGACACUGGCUGCUUGGACAGUCUCUACUGCGAUCCCAAAUCACCAAAUACAGUGGUAGGCAUCAAGACAGCAGAUGGCAAGAUCCACUACGGUGAUAGAGUAUUGUUGACUACGGGAUCAUGGACGAGUGGUGUGGUGGACAUGCACAAACAAGUCGUGGCAACAGGUCAACAGGUCAUCCACUUUCAGCCUCCACAGCAUUUGAGAAGAGAGUGGGAAAAAUUGCCUGUCUGGUGUGGUGAUCUAUCUAAUACAGGCUACUAUGGCUUCCCUUGCAACGCAGAUGGCAAGAUGAAGAUAGGCAAGCAUCACAGCGGCUAUCUUAAUCCUCGUGCCACUGACGAGGUAUCCGUACCUAGAACGCAAGUGACACAUACUGGAGACACUAUUCCUAUUGGUGCUCUGCGUGAGUUCCGUCAGUUUAUGGGUAAAUUUCUUCCUGAGACUUCAAAUCUAGACAUCUCCUUUGGAAGAGUGUGUUGGUACUCUGAUUCAAUUGAUGGCGAUUUUGUCAUUGGUCCUCAUCCAGACUACAAGAAUCUCCUAGUAGCUUGUGGUGAUUCGGGUCAUGGACUCAAAUUCAUUCCAGUUAUUGGAUUCAAAAUUAGAGAUAUUGUAGAAGGCAUUGAUACCGAAUACAGCCGUGCAUGGGCAUGGCGUAACAUGCAAACUCAAGAUACCAAAUUAGACGGUUUGCGUGCGGACGCUUUGCUUCAAAGAUUGAUCUUGUGCGAAGAUAAUAACGCUGAUUGUAGAAUGUGUCAUGUCGAUGAGUUUAAGGCUUCUUUCGAUCAUGCUAGUGCGGCUAAAAUUUAA
Mucor velutinosus is the source of this 1389-nucleotide messenger RNA. RefSeq names its product RING-box protein hrt1 (gene HRT1). The transcript is spliced from 6 exons. Lineage: Eukaryota; Fungi; Mucoromycota; Mucoromycetes; Mucorales; Mucoraceae. Gene Ontology annotation, molecular function: flavin adenine dinucleotide binding; sarcosine oxidase activity. Bases 1 to 1389 code for a protein of 462 amino acids. The record is from RefSeq and is a predicted model, not a curated record.